Messenger RNA from Xenopus laevis (African clawed frog), 1914 nucleotides. It is a transcript of the gene il18r1.2.L, whose product is annotated as interleukin-18 receptor 1. Bases 152 to 1846 code for a protein of 564 amino acids. Lineage: Eukaryota; Metazoa; Chordata; Amphibia; Anura; Pipidae. The transcript is spliced from 10 exons. The record is from RefSeq and is a predicted model, not a curated record.
UUUCAGGUUAAUACGUUCAUAUCUUACAGGAAACCUUAGUGUCACAAGAAGUGAAUGAGGUCUGGGCUUUCACUCAAAGAGUAACUGUAAAGCUUAGAGCAAGUUUGCUUGAAAAUUGGUGCUAUAUAGUAAAACAUCUUUUUCUGUUCCCAUGAAGACAACAUUGAGAGGAGGAAAAAUAUUUCUGUUUUUCAUGUUUCUUUGUGAGAUAAGAACUGGAAGCCAGCAGCUUACGUACAACGCUUUAGAGGGGGAGCAUUAUAUUUUAAAUUUCCUAUGGAAAAAGAACCUGGACAAUACUGGAAACAACACCAGUUGGUACAAAAUGACAAAUUCAAAAGAGGUGGUUAAUAUUUCUUCGUUGAAAAAUAGCAGGAUUGUUGUAAAGCAGUCAUCUAUUGAAUUCUGGCCAGUGACUUCAAAUGAUUCUGGAAUCUACAGCUGUGUUAGAGGAAUGGAAACCUGUAUUAAUGCUACUCUAAAAGUCCAUCAGAGAAAACAAGACAAAUGCUAUUCUUCUUUAACACCAAGAAAGGAGAUAAUAGGAAAAUCAAUAGAUUUACUCGCUGACAAGUCUAAAAAAUAUACACAUGCAAACUACUCAAUAGUAUGGUACAAGAACUGUAAACUUUAUGAAAGUAAUAAGAAAAUUAUUCAUUUUGAUAGUUUAAAGCGUUCUGAUGCUGGUAUCUAUACGUUUGUGAUAACACUUACAUAUAAUGGAACAGAGUUCAACGUCUCUGGGUCAACUAAUUUAAUUUUGAGAGACCCAACAAACCCUAUUAAACCCUACAUCAAAGGAAUUGGCAAUAUUACAGUUCAUAUAGAGCUAGGUUCUAAUCAGUCACUGGAGUGUGAAGCAUUUAUUGGCUACAGUGGAAAUGCAGAGUGGCGAAAGCACUGGGUACAAAUGCACUGGGUACAAAUGAAUAAAAGUGGAGAUGGGACGUAUAAUGAAGAUGUCUUUGUGGAAGAGUGCAAUGAAAUCAGAAGUAUUACUUGCUUCACACGGCCAGUUAAUAAAGAAGACAACAUUGUGACCAUGACUACUACAUUAAAUAUAAUCAAUGCAAAUGAAAAGGAUAUAAAAAAUCCUUACAGAUGCGUUAUGUCAAAUCAUUAUGAAACUGAGAGCAAAUUUUUUAUUCUCAAAGAAAAAGAGAAAAGUCAUGAUAUUUCUAAGAACACAUUUACAAAAUCGAUCGCUGUUUCAAUCGGCUGCUCAUUUUCAAUUGUAAUAUUGGUCAUUGUCUGCCUUUUGUUCAAAAUAGACAUAAUUUUGCUAUUUCGCAAACUGUCAGGAAAGGAUGAGACCAUUGGAGAUAAGAAAGAGUAUGAUGCUUAUUUAGCCUUUCUAAAUCAUUCAACUACUGAUGAAGACCAUAGACACUUUGCAUUAGUGACCCUACCAAUGAUUCUGGAAAAUUACUUUGGUUAUAAAUUAUGCCUUUCUGAACGAGAGUUUAUUCCAGGAGGUGCAUUGGUUGAUGACAUGAAUAACUUUAUUGAGAAAAGCAGAAGACUGAUUUUAGUGUUGGGAAAGAGCAAAAUACAUGACGAUGCUUUUUAUGAACUUGAGACUGGAUUGCACAAAGCCAUGGUGGAAAGAAAGAUCAAGAUGAUUCUUAUAGAGUAUACUCCUCUCAGCAAACUGAAUGUUAUAUUAGACUCACUUCAGCUUCUUACAACAAAUAACAGGGUGACAUGGAAGGGGAAAAAGUCUCAUCCUUUGAAAUCCAGCUUUUGGAAAAAAAUCCAGUACUUAAUGCCAGUCAAACCUAUCAAACUAAAGGCUUCAUUUUCUACAGAUGAAAGUAGUAUGCAUCUUUUUGGUAUUAAACAGUGAUAAAAAAAAAUGUGUGGGUUACAAAUAAUAACAAAGUUAUAUUUUGUUAUUUGACAUUUAGGGGGUUA